AUGCCUAUCAAUUCAGCGUUCUCAGAAGUCAACAUCCCUGACUUGGAUCUGUGGUCGUUUGUGUUAGAGUCAACUAAGACAUUUGCAGACUCUCAAGGUAUGAAUACCGGGGUUCCAGUUAUGAAUGCCUAUUUACACUCGGAAGUUAUAUAUAAAUCUGCCGACAAUCCUGGACGGGAAUACACGUUCGCAGAUGUGAAGGCUGCUGCAAUUACAUUUGGCGAGGGCCUCUAUCAUCACUUCGAUUGGCAUAAAGGCGAUAUUCUUGCGAUCUAUUGCCCCAAUGACGUUGACUUUGGUUCUGUGAUUUUUGGGACAUUUUAUGCAGGCGGUAUCGUAUCACCAGCCAAUCCAGGUUAUACACCCGACGAACUCGCCUUUCAGCUUCGCAAUGCUGGAGCCAAAGCUUUAGUUACGGCAGAAUCCCAUCUUCGGAAUGCUGUGGUGGCCGCGAAAAGCGCUGGUAUUCCAAAUGAGCGUAUUCUGAUCCUGGGACAGCAGCACUCCCAACAAUUUCGUCACUGGAGUGAUAUCAAAAAGCCAAGUGAGCAUCUAGAGUAUGGAAGGUGGAGCUUAAUACCUGAUGAGGAUCUUGCUUUUCUCGUCUACAGCUCUGGUACCACGGGGCUCCCAAAAGGGGUCAUGUUAAGCCAUCGCAACGUGGUUUCAGACCUUUGUCUUAUAACUGGAGCUGUGGGCUAUCAUUAUGAAUCUGGCAAGGACAAGAUGCUUGGAAUUCUUCCAUUUUUCCAUGUCUAUGGACUCGUUGGACUCGUGACCCAGUGUCUCUAUCGGGGAAUCGAGAUGCUUGUCGUGCGUGACUACGAGUUUGAAGGAUUUCUGCAAUUAGUCCAAAAUCACAAAAUCACCUUCGUUUACGUCGCACCUCCUGUCAUUGUGCGUCUAGCCAACGAUCCUUUGGCCGAGAAAUUUGAUUUGCGCAGUCUUCGCAUGGUUACCAGUGGAGCUGCUCCUUUGACGACCGAGCUCAUUGAAAAAGUUUAUCAUCGUCUAGGUAUUGCAAUUAACCAAGCAUACGGCCUUUCUGAAACGUCACCAAUGACACAUACCCAGCCUUGGGAUGAGUGGCAGACAUCUAUUGGCAGCGUUGGCAAAAUGUUUCCCAACAUGUCCGGGAUAUUUAUGUCAGAUUCUGGUGAGGUCAAGAGAGGCGAAAUUGGAGAGCUAUGGCUUGCAGGUCCGAACGUCUUCAAAGGAUACUGGAAGAAUGAGGAGGCCACGGUAGCCGCAAUCGUCGAGCAAGAUGGUCGAAGAUAUCUUCGGACUGGAGAUGUUGGUUUUGAGGACGAGAAUUGCAAUUUCUUCAUCACAGACCGAGUGAAAGACCUUAUCAAAUACAAAGGCUUUCAAGUUGCUCCCACCGAGCUUGAAGGGAAAUUAGCCUGCCACCCCUUGGUCCAAGAUGCAGCUGUCGUUGGCAUAUAUGAUAAUUCCGCCAAUACAGAAGUGCCUAGGGCCUAUAUUGUUCAUGCUACGAGAGGCGGCCAAGGAUGCAACAAGGAAACCGGAGUCCCUCAUGACCACCAGAGUCUACGAGAUGCAAAGGAGAUCAAGGACUGGUUUAUGACCAAAGUGGCGAGUCACAAACUGCUGAGGGGCGGGGUGAGAUUCGUUGACCAGAUACCUAAAAGCGCCGCGGGGAAAAUCUUGAAAAGUGAAAUCAAGAACAUGGCAAAAAGGGAAAAUAUGCCACAAAGAUCAAGGCUAUGA
Penicillium lagena is the source of this 1731-nucleotide messenger RNA. RefSeq names its product acyl--CoA ligase. The record is from RefSeq and is a predicted model, not a curated record. Gene Ontology annotation, molecular function: CoA-ligase activity. NCBI's taxonomy places the organism in Eukaryota, Fungi, Ascomycota, Eurotiomycetes, Eurotiales, Aspergillaceae. Bases 1 to 1731 code for a protein of 576 amino acids. The transcript has a single exon. Gene Ontology annotation, biological process: secondary metabolic process.